Molecule: messenger RNA, 1077 nt
Organism: Talaromyces amestolkiae
Lineage: Eukaryota; Fungi; Ascomycota; Eurotiomycetes; Eurotiales; Trichocomaceae
Exons: 7
Coding region: 1-1077 (358 amino acids)
Biological process (GO): 'de novo' pyrimidine nucleobase biosynthetic process; pyrimidine nucleotide biosynthetic process
Cellular component (GO): cytoplasm
Molecular function (GO): dihydroorotase activity
Source: RefSeq, a predicted model, not a curated record
AUGAUCAAGGCGGACAUGCAUGUCCAUCUCCGGCAAGAUGCCAUGAUGGAACUAUGCACUCCCUUAGUAGAAAAGGGGGGCUGCGAUACAGUCUUUGUCAUGCCUAAUCUCACCCCCAAGAUAGGCAGUGUCUCACAAGCAAUUGAGUAUCACGACAAGCUGCAGAAGCUCGCGCCCAAUGUCAAAUUUCUCAUGUCUCUGUAUUUGCAUACUGGAUUGACGGAAGAAGAAAUUGAGGAGGCAGCCAAGUCGGGGGUUAUAUAUGGGGUUAAAUUCUAUCCUGCCGGUGUGACAACAAACUCCGCCGAAGGUGUCCUUGACAUAGAGCAAUUAUACCCCGUGUUCGCCGCCAUGGAGAAACACGACCUCGUUCUCAACCUACACGGCGAGAUGAUCAGCACUCCGGCCAGCGCUGUCGGAAAGCAGACUGAACCCGUUGUGACUGUGCUCAAUGCCGAGCCUCUUUUCAUCCCUCAACUUGCCAAGUUGCAUGCUGCGUUUCCGAAAUUGAGGAUUAUUUUGGAGCAUGUUAGUACGAAGCAGGGUUUGGACGCCGUUCGUGCUUGUGGACCUAAUGUUGCCGGAACUAUCACAGCACACCAUCUCCAUAUCACAAUCGAUGAUGCCGUUAGCGAUGUUUUCAACUUCUGCAAGCCAGUUGCAAAGACACCCGAAGAUCGUCUAGCCUUAGUCAAGGCCGUCGUUGACGGAUCCGGAAAAUUCUUCUUCGGAAGCGACUCAGCACCUCACCCAGUCCAAUCCAAGAAAGGCGCCGGAGCCACUGCAGCCGKCUGCUUUACUCAACCUUACGUAUCCCAAAUCGUCAUAGAAGCUCUCGAAGCCGCUACCGAACAGGGAUGGGUUAAUGAAAACGAGCUCACAUUGGAAGCCAUUGAGGGUUUCCUGUCGGGCUUUGGUCGCAAAUUCUACAAGUUGCCUGCUGCAAGCUCAACAAAGAAGAUUCGUUUGGAGAAGAAAGGUGAGAAGAUUCCGGAUAUCGUUAGAUCGGCAGAUGGUGCGGUUGAGGUUGUUCCGUGGGGAAGAGGAAGGGAGGUUAGAUCAUUGUCGUGGAUUUAA